AUGUGCCCAUUCGCUUACCCCACGUUCACCGAGUCGAAACCAGGUGCAUGUGCUGACAAGAAAGACGAGAAUCGUCCCGUGUGCGGACAAUGCACAAAGCGUGGUCUCGAAUGUGAAGGACCAAAAGACCUAACCUGGAUCGAUCAGAGUAGGACAUUCGAAGCCAAACCAACAAACGCAGCCCAGAAUGCUGUCGUCAAGAUAGCUAGUCCGACUGAGCUAUCUCUUAAAGCCUUUGAAGAUGACAUCUGCCUGGCGUACACUCGCAAGACCUUGCUGCGCGGAGGACCUGUCGAAAUAGCCUGCAACAUGGUUGAGAGCUACGGCGCAUCUAUAGAAAGCGACAAUCCAGGUCUUGAUCUGUUGCGCAAAGGGAUACUAACCUUGUCUGUUACCUUUUUUGGAAGCCAACAUCGACAGGACUACAUCACAAAAAAAGGUUAUUCCCAAUACAGUGAGGUACUGCGGCAGCUGAAUUCGCAUCUUUCUCACCCGGAGCUGCAGUUGACAAACGAAACUCUAUUGACAGCAUUGUCUUGUAUGCUUCUCGAGAUCUUCUUGCCGACUGGACCGAAGAAUUUUUUGAAGCACCAGCGAGGCCUCGAUGCCAUCGCGAUGCUACGGGGCCCACCGAAAGAGUCCGAUGGUACUACGGCAACAAUUUUUCGCGGCUUGCGCAUUCUCUCUAUCGUUGGCUCGCUGGCGGAGUCUAGGACUUCUCUGUACUCCAGAGAAGAAUGGAAGCAGGUUCCGCCUGUCCAGGCAAGCGAGGCAGGAUACUUUCAGCAUCACGUUUUCACCAUUCUGGCCGAUUGUACCCGUCUAAUUGGCCGUCGCAAUGCCCUGCUUGCUUCCAAUGCCAUACCCGCCAGUUUGGAACCGUUACUUGUCGAGGCGGAAGCUGUUUUGAGCGCGCUGGAGGCGCUGUAUCCGCUCUGGGAGGCUUUAAAUCGAAACCAGCUAGCUGGAGUGACAGUGCAGUCAGAUAUGGCGAAGACACUGGGGGUGGCCAACCAUGUCUCUGCAACGGCAUAUAUGCUUUACAAUACUGCAUACAUAUGCGUCCUUCAAAUCAAGGAUUCGUUGUCUCCGUCGCCGAUUAAUGUUGCACGGCGAAACGCUGCAGCGACGAGCAUCGCCAAAUGCUUGGAAUUGAAAGAAUACGAACAGCGCGAGGGUGCACCACAAUCGAACACCAUAGCCUACGUAGCUAUAAGAGUAGCGUGGCAAGCGUUGGGCGGUUUCGACUCUCCGGAAGGACGACGCUUAGCACAUGUUGUCGAUUCUGCGACGAAUUCGGUCUUCCAGCAGCCAUCUCUGCCAUCGGAUGAGUCGCUCUUUUCUAGGUUUGUCGAAAGGAUGCCGGUCGUGCUACCUGACUGCACGUCGUACCCCAAUGAGCAGUAUGAUGCAUGGUCUGAUGGGCCGCCAGGCAUCAUUGAAUUCAGCAUGCAACAGUUGGUCAUACAUCCCCGAUUUUACGUAGAGACUUCUGACUCCCAUAGGCAUCUCGCAUAG
This is a messenger RNA of Alternaria arborescens, 1518 nucleotides long. RefSeq lists its product as hypothetical. The transcript has a single exon. Gene Ontology annotation, biological process: regulation of DNA-templated transcription. The record is from RefSeq and is a predicted model, not a curated record. The coding region runs from base 1 to 1518 and encodes 505 amino acids. NCBI's taxonomy places the organism in Eukaryota, Fungi, Ascomycota, Dothideomycetes, Pleosporales, Pleosporaceae. Gene Ontology annotation, molecular function: zinc ion binding; DNA-binding transcription factor activity, RNA polymerase II-specific.